Messenger RNA from Pelobates fuscus (common spadefoot toad), 13444 nucleotides. It is a transcript of the gene FRAS1, whose product is annotated as Fraser extracellular matrix complex subunit 1. The transcript is spliced from 74 exons. Bases 505 to 12522 code for a protein of 4005 amino acids. The record is from RefSeq and is a predicted model, not a curated record. Lineage: Eukaryota; Metazoa; Chordata; Amphibia; Anura; Pelobatidae. Gene Ontology annotation, molecular function: protein binding; calcium ion binding. Gene Ontology annotation, cellular component: membrane. Gene Ontology annotation, biological process: anatomical structure morphogenesis; cell communication; homophilic cell-cell adhesion.
CCCAGAGGAGGGAGGGGAGACUGGUGUACUUAGGCAGAGCAGGCAAAGUUGAGAGCAGGAGGAGGAGUAUUUUAGGAGUGUGUGAUCCUGGCCAGCAUGCACUGCUGAUACAAAUCUAUGGACAGGUCCACCUUGCACCACCUCUCAGCUCCCACCUGAUCAAAACUCAACUUUAAGGAGCCAGGCUGCAGAGCAAGGAAAGGAGAUUCUGUGCUUGUAUUCUGCAGAUGUGUUGUGAUUUAAGAUCCUCUCUGCUGGAGGGGGGUCUGUAGAAAUAAAAAUGCACUUUCAUGCCCAGGGAGCUGCUGUGACUAUGAUGAGCUUGCUGUGACUAUGUUACAAUCCACCAUCAUUUACUCAAGCAUGGGUACAGACUCCUGGAUUCUGUGACUUGCAAAUCAGACUGGACAGAUCACCCAACUGGCCAGGGUGCAAUCCUUCUGUCUCAUGAACUUUGGAUAUUAACCUGUUAAUUUAAUUUGUGGAUAAUUAGCUCUCUUCAGUAUGGAUUACAAGAGUGUGUGGUUUCCAGUGGCAAUGCUUUUCUUAGGAUUUGCUACACUGUUUCUUCAAUCAGAAGGUGCUUGUGUCCACCAGGGCUCCUUAUUUGCGAACAAUACUGAAUGGAAGCCAGACUCUUGCACGGACUGCACUUGCCAUAAUGACAUUGUCGUUUGUGAAAACACCAAUUGCAGAGACCCGCAGUGCGACUACUCAAAGGGAGAAAUUCUCCGGAUUGAGCAAAACAAAUGUUGUCCUGAAUGUGCCUCCAGAAGUCAUGGGUAUUGCCAGUACGAAGAAAUGGUCUACGCUCAUGGUACCCAGUGGACAGCAUCUGAAUGCACCGUGUGCUCAUGUAUGAAUGGAAAAGUUACGUGUGCCCCAAAGUCCUGUCCUAUUCCAAGAUGCAAGAAAGGAGAGGUUGAGCAUCUAGCUCCCGGAAAAUGCUGUCCUACCUGUGUGGGGACUGGAGACCCAUGCUCUAUUGAUGGACACAUGCUGCGGGAUGGCGAAGAGCAUCAGCUGAGCAAGUGCUCUAAAUGUACAUGCGAGAAUGGCGCAACUCACUGCUUUACUGAGGCUUGUCCACCCAUGUUUUGUGAUAAGGACGAAACCUUGGCUGUCAUACCCGGAAAGUGUUGUCCUGAGUGCCUUCCAAAACCCUGCGCUGUAUCUGGAAAGACAUAUGAGCAUGGUGUACAAUGGCAUAGAAAUUACUGUACAACAUGUACAUGUGACAAAGGAAGUGUCAAGUGCCAUACAAAAACUUGUUACCCUCUUACAUGCGAAAAGGGUCUGACAAACAUAAGGAAGUCUGGACAAUGUUGUGAGGAGUGUGUAACAACCAAGGGAAGCUGCAUGUUUGAAGGUUUGAUUAAGUACCACGGAGACCUUUGGAAUGGGAGUAACUGUGACCACUGCAUGUGUGAUCAAGGCAAAGUCAUCUGCCAAGAAGCACAGUGUGCCAACGUGGAAUGCUCAUGGGGUGAAGAAUUGGUUCAUUUUGAUGGGAAAUGCUGCCCAGAGUGUGUUUUAAGCACUGGUUACUGUAUCUACAACGUACACACGGCGGAGCAUUCCAAUUCUGAUAUGGGUGGAGUGAAGCAUUUAGUGAAUGGAGACAAAUGGAGUGAAGGUCCGUGCAGGGUAUGUGAGUGCAAAAAUGGCCAAGUGACCUGCUUCUCUGAGUCCUGUACCUUAUGCCCUCUUGGGACACUAGCUAUGAACGUGGCGGGGAAGUGCUGUCCACAAUGCAGACCAGAUCAGUGCCACCCAGACUGUUUAACCUGCUCUCAGUCUAUUGACCAUUGUGACAUCUGCCGUGAUGAGACUCGAUUUCUGCAGAUGGGAGGCUGUGUGCACAGCUGCGACCCUGGAUUCUAUCAGGAUGGCAAAACAUGUCUAGCUUGCAGAGAAUCAUGUUCCAGCUGUAAAAAUGGUUUUGAGUGCACUUCCUGUGUGGCCUCACUGUAUCUGGACAAUGGUCAGUGUGUGACUUCCUGUGGCCAGGGAUAUUUUCAGAGUCACCUUGUCUGUGCAGCGUGCCAUGAAUCUUGCUCACAAUGUCGUGGGCCUCUUGAAGGUGAUUGCUUGAGCUGCAAGGAAUCUUUGCAAGUUAUUCAAGGAGGCUUCUGUGUCUCCAGGUGUGGUCCAGGAUUCUAUGAGCAGAACGGAACCUGUGCAGUGUGUGAUUCUUCAUGUCUAUUGUGUUCAGCUGACACGUGUUUAGCAUGUGCCAAAGGCAGUACAUUUCAUAGAGGAAAAUGUGUUCCAGAAUGUCCUGAAGGUUUUUACGCAGACCGCUCAGGUCUAUGUACAGCCUGUCACAAGGAGUGUAGCUCAUGUUCUGGACCAUUAGCCAAUCAGUGCCUAUCUUGUGUGCCUCCUCUGAUCUUGCUAAAAGGUCAAUGCGUCAGCAACUGCGGAGAAGGCUAUUUUUCUGAUGGCAGUUACUGCAAUGCCUGCCAUCCAUCUUGUCGUGCCUGCCUGGGCCAUGAAGAUUCUCACUGCACAAAGUGUGUGAAGUCAGAUGACUCCCUUCAAGCAGUACAACUGUAUCGAGGAAAACCUUAUGGGACUUGUCAGGCUCAGUGCAAGCCCCAGUUUUAUGUAGACACGGUUUGCAUAUGCCAAGAAUGCCAUGCUUCGUGCCAGGCCUGUGCAGGGGAGGGCCAUUUAAACUGCACUGCCUGCAAUUCUCCAGAUGUUCUGUAUCAGAGCACAUGCUUGAAAAGAUGCCCAGAUGGCUUCUACAGCAAAGAUUCAGCUUGUCAUACAUGCCAUCCUUCUUGCAAGGAGUGCAGUGGACCUGCUGAUCGAGACUGUCUGACAUGCCACCCCCAUGCACUUCUCAGAGAUGGAAGUUGCAAAACCUCCUGUGCAGAUGGACAGUACCUCAAUUUAGUGGGAUAUUGUGUGGAUUGUCACCCUCAGUGUCAACAUUGUUUGGCAAACCUGCAUGAGUCUGGCAGCGUGUGUCUCAAAUGUCCGUACUCUCGCUACUAUUUUGUUGGUGAUCAAUGCCUUCCCGAAUGUCCUGCAGGAUUUUACAUAGAUGGCCGGACCUGUAGACGUUGUCAUCCCUCUUGUAAAACCUGCAGCGGUCCCGGAAUUAGCUAUUGCUCUUCCUGCAAAGAUGGCCUUGUUUUAUCUCACAAAGGCACUUGUAUUCAGAAGUGUUUCCAAGGGUACUACAGUGAUGGACAGGUUUGUAGAGCCUGUAACAGCCAGUGUUUGACCUGCGAUUCAGCAUCAGGAUGUUUGGCAUGUAAAGAUCCGACCAAGGUUCUGAUGUUUGGAGAAUGCCAGUAUGAAAGCUGUGCCCAGCAGUACUAUCUAGACUACUCUACUGGAACAUGCAAAGAGUGUGACUGGAGUUGUAAUGCCUGCAAAGGACCCCUGAAGAAUGACUGCCUGCAGUGUAUGGACCACUACAUUCUGUAUGCUGGGGCCUGCAUUGAACACUGCCCAUCUUCUUUUUUCAAGCACGGGGAUACCUGCCAUGAAUGCUCAGAUAACUGCCUUGCAUGUAAUGGACCUAAUUACUGUAGCCAAUGCCAGAUUCCAUUCUACCUCCAAGAUGGACAGUGUGUCAAAGAGUGUACAAAACCAUACUUGACUUCCCAUGCUGAUCGCAAAUGUUUAGCAUGCCCUCCUCAAUGCCUGGAUUGUGAUGAAGACAUGAAAUGCAGAUUUUGUGACAGCAGGACAUUUCUAAAGAAUGAUGUAUGUGUAUCUCACUGUGGACAUGGAUUUUCAAGCAACUAUACAAGCAGGAAGUGUCAAGUAAAUGUUCAUGCUCCUGUGCUUCAUGUGAAUGGGUCACUCACAGUUGGUAUUGGUGCAGUAAGACUUUUGGAUUUGUCCUUUAUAAACGCACACGAUCAAGACACGGAAGAUAUCAGCCUCAUAUUUCACGUAGUGACCCCUCCUACCAAUGGUAGACUAGUAAAACUGAUGAAUGGAAAAGAAGCUCAUCUAAUCAAAGAUACCCACUUCAGCUGGGAGGAUCUGAGAGAGAAGAAAGUGAGAUUCAAGCACAGCAAAGAAAAAUCUAGGAAUGGAUUAUUUUCUCUGAAAGUCAGCGAUGGGCAGUUUUUCUCACAACUGAAAACGAUCAAUAUACAAGCUAAAUCAACAAAGGGAACAUAUGUUGUAAAGAAUGAGGUUCUUGUGGUUGGUAGUGGAAAAUCCGUAACAAUCACUGGUUCCCUGCUAGAUAUACGAGAUGAUGAUAAUCCGGAAGAUGUGGUAGUGACUGUUCUAGAGGCUCCACGGCAUGGUCAUUUGCUUAUACCACCAGGGAAGACUCCCGUUAACAAAUUCCAUCUAGAUGAUAUUAAAAAAGGCAUUCUUCUUUAUGUCCACAACGGAUCAAAGAGCCAAUCAGAUGUGAUUCUCCUGCAAGUCAAUGAUGGAUACAACUUUAAUAAUAUUCCCAUUAAUGUCAAAGUUAUGGAAAAGAUGAAUGAAGGGUUGAAACUUGUAUCAAAUGCUGCUGUGUGGGUUGCCGAGGGGGGAAUGCUUCAGAUAUCUAACAGACUUCUCCAAACCAAAGCUGUUAGUGUCACCGACUCUAACAUCAUCUACACUAUCACAAGGGAACACCCAAGGUUUGGUGAAGUUGUGCUUCUGGUCCCAAUGCCAGCAGAUGGACCUGCUGAAAGCUGGAAACGCCUGCCUGAUGGAAGGUUGGCCACACCAACUUCUUCUUUUACCCAGGAAGAUAUUAAUGAGGGGCUCGUAUGGUAUCGCCACUUAGGAUCUCAGGCACAAGAAAGAGACUCGUUUAGCUUUCAGGUUUCCACUACAGAAAGCACUCAGGUUGCUGAAGACAGACAUGUAUUCAAUAUAGGCAUUAUACCUAACCACCCUGGUGCUCCUCAGUUGUCUCCUGGAAGCAGCCUUCAUAUGACCGCCCUCGAAGACCGUCUGACAGUGAUUGGAUCACAUUAUCUUUCCUUUGUUGAUGCCGAGAGCCCCAGUGAAAAAAUAGUCUACAAUGUAACUGUGCCCUUACAGGUUCACGAAGGUAUCCUGGAACACAAGGAAAAGCCUCUGACCUUUGUAAGGCACUUCACUCAGGCAGAUAUUAACCAGGGGAAUAUUGCGUAUCGUCCCCCAAGAGCAUCCCCACGUCUGAGUGACAUUGUGGACUAUUCCUUCACAGGUCUGCCAGAAUCUGUGAGCUUCUUCUUUACAGUUUCAGAUGGUGAAUUCACUACAGCUGAGAUGCCAUUCACGAUCCAUUUGCUUUCCUCUGAGCAGCAGCCUCCUGAGUUCCAGAUCGCAUCCCCGUUUCUUGAAGUCACCCAAGGAGGACGAGCUUUCAUUGGUGUACAGCUGACAGUGACGGAUGCAGACACUGCACCAGAAGAUCUGUUUUAUGAACUGGUAGAACAACCUCGACAUGGGCUUUUGAUGAAGUCUGACUCUGGCAUACAGAGCCCUAUGAAUGCAGGUGAUACAUUUACAUAUGAAGACAUCAACAGGAAUGCCCUGUAUUAUGUCCACGAUGGAUCAAAUGUAAAAGAAGACAGAAUGGAGAUAGCAGUGACAGAUGGGAUCACCUCCACUACAACCCUUCUUAAGGUGGUAGUGUCACUAGCUAAUGACAGUGGACCACGUCUUGUACCUGGCUCUAUGUUGGCCAUCUCAGUGACUGGAAGGACCUCGGUUACCAUAACAAGGUCCCAUCUUGCUUAUAUGGAUAAUAACUCUCCUGAUUUGAAAAUACGAAUCCAGUUGGUGACGGAACCCAUGUAUGGCUUUCUGAUAAAGGCAGAAUCAGGUGAAGAGGAGGAACUCUCUGAAUUCUCUUUUUUCACCAUGGUUGAUAUUAAUAACCAGAAGAUUAAGUAUUCUUCGGCAAUUGAAAAUGAGAGCCAGACCAUCACUGAUAUAUUUCAUUUCACCGUCUACAAUGCGGACAAUGAGCGCCUUGACAAUCAGAUGUUUACCAUAACCAUUAUACCGGCCAGCAGACAGCUUGCCUUCAUUAAGUCUGAAGAAAAGAUAUCUGUGGAAGAAGGAGGGAGGACACUCCUGUCUCAGCGCUACUUUUUAGUUGCAGAUUCAUUGACUUCCACAAGACAUCUAAGAAUCCAGAUAAUCAGCCAACCACAGUUUGGAUACAUAGAAAAUAUUAAAAAUGGCAGACAGAUAUCUCUUAAAAAUCACAUGGAAUCGGAUAGUACAUUCUCAUUUCAGGACAUUGUGGAGAAUCACAUCUACUAUGUGCAGAGUGUCCAUGACAGUGUAGAACCCAGUGUGGAUUUUUUUAGCUUCUUCAUAACAGAUGGAACCAGUCAAUCUGAGGUCCAAAACAUCACCAUUCUCAUACAGGGCAAGAAUGAUGAACCUCCUCAGGUCUCCUUAACACCUUUGCGAGUUCAUGACAAUGCAGGAGCAGUGAUCCGAAAUACUUGUUUAAGUGUCCAGGAUGUUGAUACUCCAGAUAACGUGCUUACUUUUAUUAUAACCAAGACACCUGUUAAUGGAAUCCUACGGAGAAGGCAAUUCUAUUCGGAACCCUUGGAUAAUGGUCGGAUUCUAUCUCAGGGGUCUUCUUUCACCUACCAAGAUGUUCUAGAUGAGUUGAUUGUGUAUAUACCCAAAAUCGUGACCAUUGCUUCAGACGAAUUCCAGUUCUCUCUCUCAGAUGGCCAUUACACAAAGACUGGAAAGGUAGAGAUCUCUAUUGAACCACUGAAAAAAGAACACCCAAGAUUAACUAUCAACAGAGGCCUACAGAUAUCAGCAGGCUCCAUUGCUACAAUCACAGAUCAGCAUUUAAUGGGUAUAGAUAUCGAUUCAGAAGACACUAAACUCCGGUACAUCAUAAAGAAGGAUCCAGCCGUGGGGCGACUACAGAUGUCAAAGAACAAUAACCUAGUACAGAUUUCUGUGAAAGGACCUGUCAAUAGCUUCACCCAGAUGGAUAUAAAUAAAGGCCAUCUUCAAUACAAGCAUGAAAAAGGAGAAGCUGGAGGUAGUUUUGCUUUCAAGUUUGAUGUAGUGGAUACAGAGGACAACAAACUGAUUGACCAGUCCUUCUACAUAAGUAUAUUAGAAGACAAACUGCCCCCAACCAUUACUGCCAAUAAAGGUCUUACACUGGAUGAAAACUCAGUCAAAAAAAUCACCACCCAGCUUCUCUCUGCCACGGAUCAGGACAGCGAGCCACGGGAACUCCUGUUCCAUAUCACAAAACAACCCAGUCUUGGUUACUUAGAACAUCUCGGAUCUCCAGGUGUAAAGAUUAGCAGAUUUAGCCAGGCUGACCUAGAAUCACGAAGCAUUCAGUAUAUCCACACCAGUGCAGAGGAGAAACAUUCAGAUGAAUUUACUUUUACGGUUUCCGAUGGAGUGAAUGAGGUCUCCCAAACAUUUGCUAUUACUAUAAAUAAAGUGGAUGAUUCCUUGCCUGUGGUUCAGAAUUCCGGAAUGAGGGUUCAGGAAGGAGUGCGGAAAACCAUCACAGAGUUUGAACUGAAAGCAGUAGAUGCGGAUACUGAGGCAGAAUCCAUUACAUUUACUAUUGUUCAACCACCCCGGUAUGGAGUUAUUGAACGUAGCAGUAAUGGCCAGAGCUUUCGUCAGACUAUCACCUUCACUAUGGAUGACAUAUACCAGAAUCGAAUAAGCUAUAGCCAUGAUGGGAGCAAUACCAUCAAAGACCGAUUUUCUUUCACUGUGUCUGAUGGAACUAACCCCUUCUUCAUUGUAGAGGAAGGAGAAAAAGAGAUUGUAACUGCAGCACCUCAGAGAUUUAAGGUGGACAUCCUUCCUGUAGAUGAUGGAACACCAAGAAUUGUCACCAACCUGGGCCUUCAGUGGUUGGAAUACAUGGAUGGCAAAGCUUCAAACCUCAUAAGUAAGAAGGAAUUAAUGACUAUAGACCCAGACACUGAAGACAAGCAGCUGAUUUAUGAGAUAUCAAGUGGGCCAGUCCAUGGCCAGAUAGAACACAAGCUGAAAGCAGGAAUAUCAGUCACUACAUUUACUCAAGAAGAGAUAAACCUUGGCUUAAUUCGGUACAUUCUACACGAGGAGAAGCAUAAAGAAACAAUGGAUAACUUUAAGUUCCUUGUGAAAGAUAGUAAACCAAAUGUUGUGAGUGACAAUGUGUUCCAUAUCCAGUGGUCUUUGAUCAGUUUCACACAUGCUAGCUACAACGUGAGCGAAAAAGCAGGCACUAUCAGUGUUACUGUAAAGAGGACUGGGAAUCUCAACCAGUAUGCAAUUGUGUUAUGCCGCACAGAACAAGACACAGCCAAGUCUAGCUCUAGUAUGGGCUUGCGGCCUGGCCAGCAGGACUAUGUGGAGUAUGCAGGACAGGUGCAAUUUGAUGAACGAGAAGACACCAAAGCUUGUACAAUCAUUAUCAAUGACGACCAGGUGUACGAGAACAUAGAGAGGUUUACCGUGGAGCUCAGCAUGCCAGCCUAUGCGUUACUGGGCCGCAUCACAAAAGCUACUGUCAAUAUUAAUGACACAGAGGAUGAGCCUACUUUGCAGUUUGAUAAGAAAAUAUACCGUACCAAUGAGAGUGCUGGCUCUGUUUCUGUGCCCAUUGAAAGAAAAGGUGAUCCAGGAAGCGUUGUUUCAGCCGUUUGCUACACCGUAGCCAAAUCCGCAAAGGGCAGCAGCCUCUAUGCAAUGGAAUCAGGCUCUGAUUUCAAGUCCAGAGCGAUGUCCAAUGAAAACCGUAUUGUUUUCGGUCCAGGAGUUACCAUGUCCACCUGCAAUGUCCAACUAAUAGAUGACAGUGAAUAUGAGGAUGAAGAGGAAUUUGAAAUAGCCCUGACAGACGCAUCUGAGAAUGCAAGGAUCGGGAGCAUUGCGGCAGCUAAGAUUGUAAUUGAAGGACCAAAUGAUGCCUCCACUGUUUCUCUAGGAAAUGUCACUUUUACUGUCAGUGAAGAUGCAGGUUCUGUUGAUAUUCCAGUUAUCAGGAGUGGACCAGACCUUUCUGUUCCAACUUCAGUGUGGUGUGCCACUCGCACAUCUGACCCACCAUCUGCCACUCCAGGAAUUGACUACAUCCCUAGUUCCAAGAAGAUAGAAUUUAGGGCCGGAAAAACAGUAGAACACUGCACUCUGACGAUAAUGGAUGAUGCCCAGCACCCAGUGAUUGAAGGUUUAGAGACGUUUGUGGUGUUCCUAAGCUCUGCGCAAGGGGCAGAAUUGACAAAACCAUUCCAGGCUACGGUUACAAUUAACGAUACGUUCCAGGAUGUUCCCAGCAUGCAGUUCAGUAAAGAUGUCUUCACAGUGAAGGAGAAAGAUGGAGUCCUACAUCUCCCUGUCAUCCGUAGUGGAGAUUUAAGUUACGAGUCCUCAGUACGUUGUUACACUCAGUCUUUCACAGCUUUGGUGAUGGACGACUUUGAAGAAAGAAAAAACUCUGAUGAUUCCCGCCUGGCAUUUCUGAAAGGGGAGAAGGUGAAAAACUGUACUGUGUUGAUCAACGAUGAUUCUGUGUUUGAGCCAGAAGAAAAAUUUAAGAUUUAUCUCAGCAAUCCCCUUGGAAAUCAUUGGAGUGGGGCACGGAUUGGGAAAAUUGACAUGGCUACAAUCACCAUAUCCAACGACGAAGAUGCUCCCACAAUUGAAUUUGAAGAGGCUACUUACCAAAUUCGAGAGCCUCGAGAACCAGAUGGCAUAGCUACGUUAAAUAUCAAAGUUAUAAGAAGAGGAGACCAAAACAGGACAUCAAAAGUGCGUUGUAGCACACGAGAUGGAUCUGCUCAGUCUGGUGUGGAUUAUUACCCUAAAAGCCGUGUUCUUAAAUUUAGUCCUGGCAUGGAUCAUAUCAUAUUCAAGGUGGAAAUCCUAUCAAAUGAUGACAGGGAGUGGCAUGAAUCCUUUUCCUUGGUACUUGGACCAGAUGACCCUGUUGAGGCUGUUCUGGGUGAUAUCACCACUGCUACUGUUACAAUUCUAGAUCAGGAAGCUGCAGGAAGUCUGAUUUUACCAUCACCACCAAUAGUGGUAUCGUUGAAUGAUUAUGACCAUGUAGAAGAGGUCACCAAGGAAAGCACCAAGAAGUCGCCAUCUCCCGGUUAUCCAUUAGUGUGUGUCACACCCUGUGACCCCCACUUUCCCAAGUAUUCUGUUAUGAGGGAGCGUUGUGAAGAAGCCGGUAUCAAUCAGUCCACUAUUUUAUUCAGCUGGGAGGUGGCAACACCUACCGACUCCAAUGGAGCUCGAUCUCCAUUUGAAACAAUCACCGACACCACACCUUUCACAGGAGUCAAUCACAUGGUCUUGGACAGUAUUUACUUCAGUAGACGAUUUCACGUACGAUGCGUUGCCAAAGCAGUGGAUAAGGCAGGACACGUGGGAACACCACUGAGAAGCAAUAUCGUGACAAUUGGAAUAGACAGUGCCAUCUGUCAUACGCCUGUAGUAGCUGGGACUGCAAGAGGUUUUCAGGCCCAGUCCUUUAUUGCAACAUUGAAAUAUCUAGAUGUCAAACACAAAGAACAUCCCAAUAGGAUCCAUAUAUCUGUACAAAUCCCACAUCAAGAUGGGAUGCUGCCUCUCAUUUCCACCAUGCCACUACAUAACCUACACUUCCUGCUGUCUGAGUCUGUCUAUCGACACCAGCAUGUCUGCUCCAAUCUGGUCACAAUUCGCGACCUUAGAGGCCUUUCAGAGGCAGGAUUUUUGGAUGAGGUUACAUAUGACAGCAUUGCAGUGGGUCCUGGCUACGAUCGACCGUACCAGUUUGACCCUAGUGUGAGAGAACCAAAGACUGUCCAGCUUUAUAAGCACUUAAAUCUGAAAAGCUGCAUUUGGACUUUCGAUGCUUAUUAUGAUAUGACAGAACUCAUCGAUGUUUGCGGUGGAGCUGUGACAGCCGACUUUCAGGUGAGGGAUUCUGCCCAGUCCUUCUUAACGGUUCACGUGCCCCUGUACGUCUCUUACAUUUAUGUUACUGCGCCCAGAGGGUGGGCAUCCUUGGAGCAUCACACAGAAAUGGAAUUUUCAUUUUUCUAUGACACUGUUCUCUGGAGGACCGGUAUUCAGACAGACAGUGUUCUAUCAGCCAGGCUUCAGAUCAUAAGGAUAUAUAUUCGGGAGGAUGGCCGGCUGGUUAUUGAAUUUAAAACACAUGCAAAGUUCAGAGGACAGUUUGUUAUGGAUCACCAUACUCUUCCAGAUGUGAAAUCUUGUAUAGUGGCCCCAGACCACCUGGGAGGAAUCGAGUUUGACCUUCAACCUUUGUGGAGUGCACAGACUUUUGAUUCUCCGUAUCAGCUUUGGAGAGCAACCAGCUCCUAUAGCAGGAAAGAUUAUUCAGGAGAGUAUACCAUCUAUUUGAUCCCUUGUACUGUGCAGCCCACACAACCUUGGGUUGACCCUGGAGAUAAGCCAAUGGCCUGCACAGCCCACGCCCCAGAAAGGUUUCUCAUUCCAAUCGCCUUUCAGCAAACUAACAGACCGGUCCCAGUUGUAUAUUCUUUGAAUACUGAGUUUCAGCUUUGUAACAAUGAGAAAGUCUUCUUGAUGGAUCCUACCAAGACUGAAAUGUCCCUGGCUGAGAUGGAUUAUAAAGGAGCCUUCUCAAAAGGUCAAACCCUUUAUGGUAGAGUGCUGUGGAAUCCUGACCAAAACCUUAACUCUGCUUAUAAGCUACAACUGGAGAAAGUGUAUCUUUGCACUGGCAAAGAUGGAUAUGUGCCUUUUUUUGACCCAACUGGAACAAUUUACAACGAAGGUCCACAGUAUGGUUGUAUCCAGCCCAACAAGCAUCUAAAACAUAGAUUUUUACUCCUGGAUCAUCACCAGCCAGAGGUAACGGAUAAGUUCUUCCAUGAUGUCCCCUUUGAUGCCAGCUUUGCGUCAGAGUCACCAGAUUAUAACUCUAUGAGCAGUAUGCCCGGCGUGGAUGGAUUUACUAUGAAAGUUGAUGCUUUGUACAAGGUUGAAACUGGGCAUCAGUGGUACCUGCAGGUAAUCUACAUUAUUGGCCCAGAGACAAUGGCAGGACCCAGAGUACAACGUUCUCUAACCUACCAGAUUAGACGUUCCCGAAGAGAUCUAGUGGACAAGAAUGGUAGACUAACGUUGGAUGAUUCUUUAAUCUACGACAAUGAAGGUGACCAGGUCAAGAAUGGAACCAACAUGAAGACCUUGAGUCUAGAAAUGGAGACAGCAGCAGUUUCUGCCUCCCAAACAGGGGCUUCCAUCGGAAGUGCAUUUGCAGCCAUAAUGUUGUUGAUGCUCAUUCUCCUAGCUGUUUGCUUAAUAACACAAAAAUGCAGGAGACGAAGAAAGAAAAUGUCUUCAAGGGAUAUAGUAGAAGAAUAUCCACUCAACACAAAAGUAGACGCCUCAAAGAAAAACAUAAACCGAGCAGAAAAGAACUACAGCAAACAGCAUUGUACAGUUAGAAAUGUCAAUCUCCUCAAUGAAAAAGAGGAUGCUUAUGAGAUUAAAAGUGUCAAAGUGAAACAAGUUAAUCUGGAAGUUAAAGUCCACAACAAUCUACAUGAUGGAACCGAAGUUUGAUUGUCCAGCUGCACAUACUUAAAAUAUAUUUUAUUUAAAAAAUGGUCUUUUAUAACUGAUAAAACAUGAAAAGAAAGGAAAGAAGCACCUGUAUAUUUUAUAAUGUGUGGCAAAAAGGGGAAGGUAAGGGCUGAGUGCUGGACAGAUGUGCAGUAGAUACUUCAAAUGACAACUUAGCUACCUCGUUUUACCCAUGUUUGAGAUAGAAAGGGCAAGACGUGAGUGAAUUUGCUGUUUAUUCCCUUUCACUCUCAACAAUGUACUGCACAUGUUUAGAAUUGUGUCACCAAAGUUCAAGAAUGUGUCAUUAUAAAAAAUAUUAGCCUUACAUGACCUGAAUUCAUAUUAUAUUGAGUAAAAUAUUCAUUCCAUGUUGAUCAGCAUUCUACAAAUCUAAAUUCCUUUGUUAUUUCGCCACAAGACAUGUCUAGGGAAUUUUGUAGAAAAAUAUGCUGAUUUACAAUAUACAAGCCACUUAAGGAACAUUGCAAAAUUAAUUGACUCUGGUAAAAAUUCAGAGGAUAAACAAACAUAUAUUAUAUUUAUCAUCUUUUUUUAAAAAAUGGCAAUCAAAUGACUUUCUGAAUGUUUUUUUCAUUCAUCACACUCCAGUUACAAAAUGUAACUAUAACUGGUGAGUGAUGUCAGGGAUAAACAUAUUAAUUAUAUACCAAGGAAAUUAAUAGCUUGCGGAAAUGUUGGAACUUGAUUAAUAAUAUAAUUCUUUGUCUUAGCUGAACUCCAAAACACCCUUGUUAAGUUGCUUGGUGCAACACGUUUUUUCCCCCUAUUUUAUAUCAGAACCUUUUUCAUUGGAUCAUUUGACAAAAACACAUGCAAAUGAAGAGGGAAGAAAAAGAAGAACGAUGUUAAAGAGACAGAAGAAUGCAAUUAGAGAAGGGUGUAUAACGGAAAAAAUAAC